UUGAGACCCCAUUUGCACGGAGUCAAAAGCCCAGCAUGGUAACAGCUGCUGGUUAAUAGCAUGAAUUCAGGAAAACGAUGUGGAUACUAGCAACCAAAGCCAGACACAGAGGUGGACAGAACAAUCUCAGCUACUGGCACUGACAGGGUACAACCCCUGAAAGCAGCAAGAAAAUACUGAAAUAGACCCAGAGCAGCAUGAAGCAACCACUGGAGAACAGGCCAGCAGAGACCAAUUCAGAGGUGGACAAGUCGGCAUCACCCUCAGUGGCUCAGCUAGCAGGGAAAUUCAAAGAGCAAGCAGCCAAUAUCACUGGAAAAGAGGUGCCACCACAUAAGCCAACUCGGAGGAAACCACCAUGCUCCCUUCCGUUGUAUUCCCACAAAAGUGAGACAAGCAACAGUGAUGAGCAAAAGCGGUCUCCAAAUGCAUGCCCCAUUCCCAAGGUCAAGGUGAAAAGCUCUCCUAUGAUUGAAAAGCUGCAGGCCAAUCUGGCUUUUGCUCCAGCUGCUCUGCUGCCGGGAGCAUCUCCCAAAAGCCCUGGUCUGAAACCCCUGGUUUCUCCGUUCAGCACCCCUCCCUCAACACCCAGCAGCCCGGGGAUUCAGUCCCAGCCUGCUGAAGCCAACGAGACGCCAGUCAGUUUCGAUCAACCCCCAGAAGGCACUCAGCUGCAAUGCUACAACAAGGUGCGGACGCGGGGCUCGAUAAAGCGCAGGCCUCCAUCCAGGAAGUUCCGAAGAUCUCUGUCGGAGUACGGAGAUGGGGAAGAUUUAGGGGUCAACAUCUCCUCUCCAGAAAACGGUGCCAAGGAAGAUGGGGAUGAGGUGUUUGGGCCCAAGGGCAAGACAGAGGCAGGAACAGGGAGUAAAGAGCAAAAAAACCAGACAGGGUCUGAUGAGAAGCCCCCAUCAAGGAGAGGAUCCAGCAGAUCAGAAGAUGAAGAAAAAGGAGAAAAACAGGCAGAUGAAAUGACUCCUUGCAAGAGUAACGCAGCAGAGACAAAGGAGGAGGAAGGAUGUUGUGGUGCCCCAGGGGAGGAGAACUCUCUCCAGCCUCCCUCUGGAAACAAGGAGAAGGUGUGUGAGGGUCCCCAGGGAGAAGAGCAGCCAGGCAGUGCUUGUGAACAGGAAAAGGGGGACAAGGAGAAGGAAGAAGCUGAUGCAGAAGCAAAGGAGACCACUGAGAGCACAGAUGCAGAGGGAAUGUCAAACACUGAAGAAACACCACUGGCCCCUGAACCGCUGCAGGACGCAGUAGGCUUAGAGACUGUCAAUGAGCCUUCAUCGUCAGGCAGGCCGGAGAAGGGCACAGUGUAACUGUGACGCACAGGAUACACCCAAUCAGGGCACAGGAGACUUAACAUGUGAAUAGGAGCUAUCUAACUCAAUCAAGGUGGAAGCUACUGGAAAACCUUCAGUGGCUGGAGAGGAGCAGAAUACGGAUGUCCCCCGAGGUCCAGAUGCAUACCGGAGCUGAGUGGCUGCUUGCUGGCUCUCUGCUUUGCACCAUCAUACUUUGGGACAGUUGGAACAAGAGACUGGCUUGCAGUCGCUUCAGAGUUCAAAACUGAGGUGUUGGCUGAUGUUCCUUGGUGAUAUUCGCGGCUGAGAGACCUGAUACACGCUGUCCUGGGGUCAACAGCCACCAUCACUCCUGGUCCCUCUGCUCCUUCAUCCUGCUCCAAAAUGUCUUUUUCUUCUCCCCUGCAUUGGUCUUAGAUGAAGUUAAUCACUUACAUACAUACAUGUAUGGUGCCUUUUUGAUAGCUUCUUUUGAAAAAUUUUGGGUUUUCAAAUUUCAGUAAAUAAUGUUUUAACAGUAGGAAAACAUAUGUUUUCUCCAUAUAUGCUGUGUAGCAGACAAUGUGAACCUUGAACAUGGAGAAAACUCUUAGGAUAUUGUUCAUAAAGCAUAAAAUCCCUUUGAAUUAUUCUUCAAAUACUUCAAAGCGAUCUGUGAAACAGCCAGCCAUGGUAAGAAAUUUUUCUGUGGGCUUCAACUUUGGGGUGUUUUUAGUGCUGGUGGAAAGUAACAACCAACAGAUUUGAUGCACAGAAAAGGUGUGUUGCGUAGGCCAGCCGGGCAAGUUUUCUUAUCGAGGUGUGAGCUCUGGUCCAGAUUUAGAAGGCCCACCUGUCCAUCAGUCUGUCUCAUUUCCAGACCCUAUCCAAUCUUUUGAUUCUUUUUUGAAACUUUCAGUGAGUGGCCACUGAGUGCUACUCAUGAUAGAAGGCAUCCUAGCUUACUGGAAACAGUCGAUUAAUUUUAUGUAGGUCAAAUUAAUUUUAUGUAGGUCAAAGAAGAGGUCUUAGAUGGCUGAGUUCCCAGUCGUAGGGCCUGACUGAAUAUGAAUUGGUGAAGGUCAAAUAGCCAGUCCCCCCCUAAGUACUCAGGCAUUGUACUAGAUUUGCAUUCACUCAUGGGGUACCAGUUAAGUCAUGGGUCUAGCUAAGCCAAAAAAAAGUUUUUACACCUGGAAAGUAUUUGUUGCUCCUAACAAGUUAUCUGGGGAAAGAUAACAGACCCUCUUCUGACCAGUUUCCUGACAGUAGUGCUUGAAGCUCUAUCUGCAACUCUGGAAAAGCUGCUCUGGCUCAAGCCCAUGGGGCUCAUGUCCACAGUGUGUCAUGGAGCUGUGGACAAGUCUGGGCUCGCUGGAGACAGUGAGCCAGUCUUGUCAAAAGCAGAGCCAAGGCAUCAGCUAGCUGUUAGGUGCUGUGAACGGUCAGGGGCCAGUGCCUGAACCUGCUGCCAGCCACCUAGCACCCAGCAACACAGACGCAGCUACAGAGACCAGUGGCGGAACCAGCCAGCUCCUCUUCACCCAUCACAGAGCUCCUCCUGGCACAUGUUCGGCUGAGAAGAGUCGGAGGCUCAGGUUGUCCCUGUCUGUCUGGUGAGGCACAAGCAUUUUACACAACACAGCCCACACCUGUCCUUGAGUGGACUUCGCAACACAGCAGUGUUACAGACCUGAUGGUUUUAAGGGAUAUCCCCUUUCUGUUCACCAGCUCUAAAAUGGCGAGGAAAGAAGCGGCUCUGUGCCCUGCCUUUCUUUCUCCCGGGUGAGAGCACCGAGGUGUCAGUUGCUGAGAGCCAGCGGUGCUGACCUUCCUGCGUAGCAUGGGCUUGUUGGCAAACACAACCCCCACAUCCUUUUGAGCCAUGUUGUGGAGCAUUGUUGCCUUUGAAUCCAUUUUAAUCUGUUUGUUAGAGCUUGUAUUCCAGGGCAGGCUGCAAUCAUUCACUGUACCCUGUUUCUUCUUCAUUGUCCCAUCUGGAUGUGAGUGAUUGUGCCUUACUGUAUAUAUAGAUAUAUGUGUGCCUGUUUAGAGAAUGAGUAUGUGUGUCCCAAGCAAGGGAAUGGAAAUCCAAGGGAGAAGCAGAAGAAAUAAAUGGCGGAAUAAAACCAAACCAAACUAAAA
Falco peregrinus (peregrine falcon) is the source of this 3428-nucleotide messenger RNA. RefSeq names its product RCSD domain containing 1 (gene RCSD1). Lineage: Eukaryota; Metazoa; Chordata; Aves; Falconiformes; Falconidae. Gene Ontology annotation, biological process: protein localization to endosome; retrograde transport, endosome to Golgi; skeletal muscle contraction. Gene Ontology annotation, cellular component: WASH complex; early endosome. Bases 198 to 1319 code for a protein of 373 amino acids. Gene Ontology annotation, molecular function: phosphatidylinositol phosphate binding; actin filament binding; retromer complex binding. The transcript has 8 exons. The record is from RefSeq and is a predicted model, not a curated record.